Messenger RNA from Aspergillus heteromorphus CBS 117.55, 944 nucleotides. RefSeq names its product F1F0 ATP synthase subunit g. The transcript is spliced from 3 exons. NCBI's taxonomy places the organism in Eukaryota, Fungi, Ascomycota, Eurotiomycetes, Eurotiales, Aspergillaceae. The record is from RefSeq and is a predicted model, not a curated record. The coding region runs from base 121 to 699 and encodes 192 amino acids. Gene Ontology annotation, molecular function: proton transmembrane transporter activity. Gene Ontology annotation, biological process: proton motive force-driven ATP synthesis.
CGACGAACCAGUGUCACCGGCUCUUGACCCAACCGCCAUUGGACCUUUUUGUCCUCCAUCAGUGACCUCCCAGAGUCAUUCUCUCCUUUUAGCGUUAUAUCCAUUCCAGUGGUCUUCAAGAUGUCCGCCACGGCGUCCCGUGCCGUGCUUCGGCAAUCGCAGUUCCUGACCCGCAGGACCGCGGUCAGACACGCCUCUACCACCUCAGAAGCCGCCUCCAAGGCCGGCCAGGCUGCCUCGAAGGCGUCUGAGGGUCUGUCUCGUGUCUCCUCGACCGCUGGCCCUGCCCUCUCGAACGCCGCUCAGGGCCUCGGCAGUGCCCUGAGAAAGGUUGGUGGAAGAACCGGAAAAGUCAUCGCCUUUGUCGAUUCCAUGAUACCCCCUACCCUCUACUACUCGCGGGUCGGCCUCGAGCUCGGCCGUCUGAUCUUCCGUGGACAGAACAUGACUCCCCCGAACCUGGUUACCUUCCAGUCUUACUUCCAGCCCUUGAUCAACGUCUUCAGCAACCCUGCCGCCCUCAAGAACGCCGGCUUCUCCUCCCAGUCCAUCCUGUCCCGUGUUCGCAACGCCAACAAGAAGGAGAUCGCUCUGGCUGGUGUCACCCUUGCGGAGGUCAUUGGUUUCUUCACCGUCGGUGAGAUCGUCGGCCGGAUGAACAUCGUCGGCUACCGGGGACACGCUGAGCACCACCAUUAGAUAAAUACCAAGCCGUCGUGCCUUAGCCUGUCAUCCUUCUCUUACCCCCCCUCCCUUUUUUCCUUUGUGUGCUGUACUAUUGUAUGAUAGACGAUGGAAUAAACUGUUGUCUGAGGUUGUGCAAUACGGGGCAAUUGCGUACGUCUGGUCACUUUCAAUACUUCAUCUUCUUAAAAGUCGGAGACGCCGUGGUGCUUGUGGACGAUCUUUGUGUUCUGGGUGUUUGCUGGAAAGUCUUAUAGAAC